Messenger RNA from Ostrea edulis (European flat oyster), 3425 nucleotides. RefSeq names its product hemicentin-1-like. The transcript has 15 exons. The coding region runs from base 259 to 3075 and encodes 938 amino acids. NCBI's taxonomy places the organism in Eukaryota, Metazoa, Mollusca, Bivalvia, Ostreida, Ostreidae. The record is from RefSeq and is a predicted model, not a curated record.
UGAAGUAAGAAAAAAUAGCGACCCCAUCGCAAAGAAAAAUGUGUAUUGACAAGUUGACACUGGAUAUUGUAUAAAAAGGAUUUGUUUUUGCUGUAAAACAGGUUGCCCUGACCCACAAUUUUGUGUUUUAAAGGAAAUAUAAUUUUAAAGUUUCCAAAUUAUCGAAUGUGUGGUUUGUUAACCUAAAUAACAAUGAAGGAAUGGUGAUUAGGAUUUGAUUUUUUUCAUUAAUUUUGCUGAAAAACAACAGAAAGAAACAUGACGUUGUUCUUUGGGAUUCUUAUAUCGGUAUUAUGUCACCAUGUCGCAGGAUCUUCAAUGACAAUAAGUCCAAGUUCCGAUAAAUGGGUUCGCCAUGGCAGAGAUUUGAAUAUCACGUGUACUUUUUCGUCAAAGUACCAAGAGAGCAUACAAUUGUUUCACGAAGGCAGUGUUGCACGAGUCAGUGAUCAGGCGACCAUGACGUCAGAGACGUUCACUGAUGCUGAUGGUAAACAGACGACAGUCCUCAGAUACCUGAAGACAAACACCAAGUUCGAGGACGCGGGAACUUAUGAGUGUGCAGCAGACAACAGAAGAAAGAGUGUCAACAUACAAGUUGUGCAAGGUCGAUUGAAGAUAUUUCCAAAAAUAGAGCGAGUGAUCGCAUUUCAGGGAGAACGGGUGACCUUGACAUGUGAAUAUCAGGGUAGCCAUCGAGUAAAAGUCAUGUGGUCUUCAGCGUCUGGCAGAGACCUUAAACAAAAUGGUUUUGUCGUCGGAAGUGUUGUCAGAAGCGGUGAUCACAUCCUAGCCAAAGUAGAUAUUUCCAAAACGUCUUCCAGUUUUUCGGACUCCGGCGAAUAUACCUGUUCUGCCGGCCCCUUCUCUAAAACGGUUACAUUGGAAGUUUAUCAAGGUGAAUGUGACGAUAAUUUGGUAUCGGGACCACGUGGUGUACCUGACAGUCACAUGACCGCAUCUUCCUAUUACGAGGAUUCUUUAUAUGCGGACAGUCCUGAACGGGCGAGGCUAAACCUUGAAGAAGAAAGGGUGCAGAGGGAUGAUGGGAAUUACGCCAUUUUAGGUGGAGGAUGGAUGGCAGGAGACAAAACUAAAAACCAGUGGUUACAGAUUGCAUUCAAAGCACAAAGUGUUGUUCGUUCAGUUUGGACCCAAGGCCGGUUCGAAGGAAACUGUUGUAACCAAUCGGACUGGGUUACAGAGUUCAAAGUGUAUUUCAGUCAAGAUGGCGACCUUUGGCAUAAAUACAAAGACCAGUCAGGAAAUGACUUGCAUAAUCCCCAGAUACGUAGGUCCAAAAAUAACCUGUUUUUCCGCGCUAACAGCGACGAUGACACGGUAGUUAAGAACGACCUUCCCUCACCUGUUAUUUCCAAAUUUAUCAGAAUAUACCCGACGGCAUGGAACGGCGACAUAGCGCUGAGACUGGAGAUCAAAGGCUGUCUUAUACCACAAAAUUUACGAAUAGCACACCCGAUUCAAAGAGUAAUCAACUUACCAGUGCCGGAACCUUUGAAACUUUCUUGCGAAUACACUGGACCUAUUAGGGACGUAGUACUGUGGUCCAAAAACUUUGUUCGCAUGGAAACGGUAAAUGGUUUCAGAAGAACCUCCGUAGAGAAGUUGUCUGGUGGACGGGUCACCAUUACGGACUCAAUCAAAAAACAGAAAACCGAGUACUUGGAUUCAGGAAAUUACACGUGCUUUGUUCCAAACAGUACAUUCAGUGAGACUGUAACGGUUCAUGCAAUGACACUUGAAAAGACCCCCAAUAUCGAGAGAUACUGGGUGUCUUCCCAGAAUGUUGUGCAUCUCUCGUGUGAAUAUCGUUCUCUCAACCAUCGUGAUUUCACAUGGCAAUACUCUGGUGGCAACAUCAACAACCGACAAUUCCAAAUUAGUAGGGAUAUCAAAUUGUCCAAAGGUGCUGUGUUUGUGACAUCAUCAAUUCGAAAGCCGUAUGCUGAUGCCUCUGACAGUGGUAAUUACACAUGUCGCAUUGGAAAAAUGUCUCGAUCCUGGGAAGUUAACGUACUAUCAGUCAGUGGCAAUGGCUCCUGGCAGGCCAUCACACCAAACAAGACAAUGUAUCUGGAAUGUGACGUCAAAGGCUUGCCUAUAGAUGUGUCUUAUCAAAUGUUCUGGACUAAGGAAGGGGUGCCACUAAAGGAACUAGAUUCCAGUGGUCGAAUGAACUAUUUCCCGAACUCCAGGACUCUCCAAAUAAUUCGUACACAGCUCUCGGACGCAGGAAAAUAUGAAUGCAACAUUCUUCUUGAAGUAGGAUCUCCUUCCCAACAACAGGUUUCUAUCACAAAGGAAAUAUAUGCUCCGCCAAAGACCAUCAUUGAUGGAAUGAAGACUAUAAAUGUUGGAGACUCUCUUCACGUCUAUUGCAAGACAUCCGGGUACCCCACGCCCUCUGUCGUUUGGAAGAAGAAUGGGAUGAGCCUAUCAGAGCUAUCCUCCCGCGUCACAUUCUUGCCUUACGGGGGUUUGGACAAUGGGCACCUAGUAGUGUUCGAUGUUUCUGGUGGUGAAGCCGGAGAAUAUACUUGCGAGGCCAAGUCAAACUAUUUUAAAUCAGCCGAAUCGCGCCUUCAAGUCGACGUAAAAGAAGUUUCACUGGCCACCAGUCCCCCUCUAUUGAUUGCUAUCAUCAUUGGAAGUGUAGUUGUCUUUCUUGCAAUUGUUUGCUGUGGGGUAUACGUAAAAUGUAAUCAACGAGUUAAAAAGAACUAUGCAUAUGACACAGAUAGUCUUGAAAGACUUCGUCAAUCAAGACCGCGUCUACCACGCCAGAACACUUUCACUGAAGACCAACCUAAAAUUGUCAAACUAACCGAGGAGCCUCGUUUCUACUCCAAAAGGCCGCCCAUGUCCUCCCCACCAUUAUCCGCGUCAUCACAAAGAAGCGUGUCGACUUUUGAGUCAGGUUCCUAUGAACGCGUGCCUUUACGUAAUAAGCUGAACACUACAGACAUAAUAUUGACAGACCAGGAGGAAGAGGAGGGUUACAAUACUGGGUCAACCCAAGAAAAAGUACGAUUUUCCCUUGUUGACAUCAAAUGAUGUCAUCUCCUGUUGUUUAUGAUAGACUAUACAAUGAACUAAAGUGCAAUUUGACUUAACCAACUGAGCAACAUUCCAUUUCAUGCACCAUAUUUGUAUGUAGUUUGAAAACAUUGUAUCACUUUUCUUGCGUUAGUAGAUUUACAGAGAAUGAGAUGUGAACGAGUGUUUAGAAUUUCUCUGUGAUGUGUAAUUCAUAUCAGACAUGGAUAUUGAAAUAUAUUAUAAUACAUAUACAUUGUGCAUGUGCUCUUCUCAGUGACAGCAAAAAUAAAAAUCACGCAUUUUUCUCCAUGCUCGAUCACACUUUUAAUACAUUUAUUUUACACAAUAAAAUUUUACAAUUUAAA